Molecule: messenger RNA, 1433 nt
Organism: Gekko japonicus
Lineage: Eukaryota; Metazoa; Chordata; Lepidosauria; Squamata; Gekkonidae
Gene: HIGD1A
Product: HIG1 hypoxia inducible domain family member 1A
Exons: 4
Coding region: 145-435 (96 amino acids)
Biological process (GO): mitochondrial respirasome assembly
Cellular component (GO): mitochondrion
Source: RefSeq, a predicted model, not a curated record
AGCGGUAGCUUCAGUCGCGUCGACGAAAGAAGCCGGCUCACAGAGGGGCCGGGCGUCGGGUCGGUUUCGGCUGCGGAGAGCACGAGUGGAGCAGAGUCAGAAUCUUGUUCUUUCUUCACGGGCCCGCGCUUCCUUACAGACAACAUGACGUCCAACGUAACAGAACCGAUCCUCCCCACCUACGAGACAGAAGAGAGCCAGUCCUCGAAACUGAUUAAAAAAUCUCGAGAGUCGCCAUUCGUCCCAAUUGGCAUUGCAGGUUUCUUAGGCGUGGUGGCGUACGGGCUCUACAGGCUGAAACACAGAGGGGACACCAAAAUGUCGGUCCAUCUGAUACACAUGCGUGUGGGGGCCCAGGGCUUCGUCGUGGGCGCGAUGACCUGUGGUGUGCUUUAUUCGAUGUAUCGGGAAUACUUGGCCAAACCCAAGCCUUAGGGAAAAGCCAACCGGAAGCCUCUGUGUAUGCUGGUGUUCUUAUGUGCUUGAGUGAUAGACAUCACGCCGAGGUGGCGCAGGAAUGCAAAACUAAACCCGAGGGCGUAGCCCUAAAAUAAAAUACAUCUCAUGCUAGUGUAAGGACUUCCGUGCUGCCAGUCUGACUCCAGUUUAGUUCCUCGUGCUGUGAUGCAACCCUUUCUUUCUGUCUUGAUUGAGGCCACAAACUGAUUGCAGAUCACAGCCCUAACCUUGCUUUACCUUUUCCUUUCACUGUACAGAACCGGCAGGUUACUCUGGGAGACCCAAGGGGUCCAGAAUGUCAUUCUUUGGUGUGAUUCCUUCAGGUUGCAGUUCGAGUAAUGAAGCAAGAAAAUCGAGGGGGGCGGGGGGGGGAUUUGACCAAUGUUGAUGGCUGCACUGAGAGUUACAAGGAUAUCAGUCUGCCCCUCACUAGUUCUGCAUUCUUUAAAACUCACCUUUUCAACUGGAAGACAAAAUAUGUGAUGGGCCAGUCCCUGCAUAUUUUGUUUCUUUCAAGCUAUUUUAUCAAGCCUUAAAUGAUGGAUUAAAUUAUUUAAAAGUUCUUAUUUAUUACACGGUGGUAAUCCAGUUGUGGCAGCCUGACUCCUUUGACCAAAGGAGACAUAGAAGUUUCUUAGAUAUAUUUUUGUAAAUUGCACCCUGCUUGCUGGGUAUAUGUCACACAGUAUUUUUAAAGUUCUGGAUCUAUUCAAGGAGUUUAAAAAUGUCUUGGAAUGUUUUGGAGUACAAAUCCCAUCACUAAGUGAUAUUUGUUAACAGCUAGGGAUCGACAGCUGACAGACUUGGGAAUUACACGUGUCUGAACAGUGGAAUUUAAAAUCUGUACGAAAAUUAUCUCGAGUUGCUUGCAUUCCUUGGUUUCGUCAUGGUAGUGGAAAUGAAGUGAAUUGUUGUAGAUCUGUCUAAUCCAAUCUCACCGGUUUUAUUAAAUACAUAAGAACCACCUCACUGUG